Messenger RNA from Strongylus vulgaris, 630 nucleotides. The record is from the annotation of a GenBank genome assembly. NCBI's taxonomy places the organism in Eukaryota, Metazoa, Nematoda, Chromadorea, Rhabditida, Strongylidae.
AAACUUUCUGGAGGCGAAAAACGAAAACUAUGCUUAGCGAUGGCUUUUAUUGGCGGAAGUGAGUUAGUUCUACUAGACGAGCCAACGGCCGGUAUGGAUCCUCAUUCUAGAUUUAUUGUUAAAAAAUUCGUAGAGCGGAAGAAAAAGACAAGGCAAGGAAGUCCAAUUAUCCUUACCACGCACUACCUAGACGAAGCUGAAGUGAUGGGAGACUGGAUGUAUAUAAUGUACAUGGGACGCUCUAUAUGUAGUGGAUCUCCUUAUUUUCUGAAAUCAAAGUUCGCUCCAGGAAUUAUACUUAGUGUAGUCUUCGCACAAAAUGCUUCGAAAAAGUCUGUAGAGUCAACAAAGAAGAUCAUUGCUGAGCAGAUAGAAGGUGUAAAAACGGGAGUGAUGACUGGAGCGCAACUUCAUUUCGAAAUUCCUAAAGCUAAGCAAGAGAGAAUUCCAAAAUUGUUUGCAAGUCUUGAAAGUGAACAACAAAAGUUGCAAAUUGAUAGUUUUGGUUUGUCACUCAACGCUUUGGAGGAGGCUUUCUUGAAAAUCGCUGAUAUUACAGAGACUAAGAGGGAGAAAAAACCCACAACUUUCAUACAAAAUCCACGUUAUGCGGAACUGCAUGAAGGUUGA